GUUUGGUGUCAACUGACUUGCCAUGUAGUACGCUGUUGGGUCAGACACAAAACAUGUAACCACAAGAAUUUAUUACAAGCGACGCGACCUCUCAAGGCGUCACUAAUCUUUUCCUGAUGUGAUUACGCAACAAAUGUCCUACAUAUUAAUUUUGAACACUUUGGUUUACUUUUUGUAAAGUUUAUUUAUGGUAACAUUUGCCGAAUUUCUAAAUAAUUUUUUUUAAUUUAAAAUAAAUGGUUGAAAUAAACAUGCCUGAUACUAUUCCAGUAGAAUGUAUAAAUAGUUUAAGCUGUAUGCAUUUGAAAGCGAUAACUGUACUAACAUGUUUCUUAAUACAAAACUGAAUAAAUUCUUGUUUUGUAACUGAAUUAACAAACUGUGUAUUAUUUGCUAGUUCGCAAAUGCUAUACUGUACAAUAAAAUGGUUGGAUUAAUAAAAUAAAUCAAUAAACCGCCCUGAAGAAGAACAAAAUGCUAAAAUAAAAUAGUUUUUUAUAUAAAAAAAUGAGUAGUGAAGAAAACAUGUCCGAAUUCCUUCAAAAUCUUUGUUAAAUGAGUAAGAAAUUUUGCCUGCCAAAGUUUGUGACUAUGACGUAACAAGUGUCAUUAUGAUUGACAAUCGGAAAUUUGGCUGCGUGCCAACAAAUUUUUCACACAAUUUCACAUUUUUGUUGAUUCACGACGCAAAGUUUCUACUUUGAUUCUGUUCCAACAAAGCGAUUCAACCUUUGAAGUUUACUUCAACACUCGAUUUAUUACAAAUCUGCGAUCUCUCUUCCAACUAUGGCUAUCGGAAGAAACAAAGACAUGGUGGAAAUCCUGUCUUCCCGUCCCGAAAGGUCGACGAAGGUGACUGAUCCACUGUUUCUCGUUUUUCUCUUUGUCUGCGUUGGAGGUAUGGCCUGUAUUGCCUGUUAUAGCUUUCUAUAUGGAAGCCCGUUUCGAUAUGUCUAUGGUGCUGACUCCUGGGGUAACGUCUGUGGGCGUAAAGGUAACGUCCAAGUUAUGGGAGUACAGCAUUCUGGUAUGGACAUGUCCGAAAAUAAGUUGCUGCUUGCUCUCCGGGUCGACUCCGACCCGGAAGCCCCGCAGCAUGAGGCAUUUCUUUGUGUGAAGAGAUGUCCGACUGCGAUGCAAAGUUGCAGUGAGAUGCUGAUAUCCAAUGGAUAUCAACAUCUAAACCAGUCUCUGGUUCGCAUGCGAAUUUGCGAAUCGCCGUCAGCGAAGAUGGCUGCGUUUGAAGACGCAGGCAAUAGAUGUGUGGUUUCGAAAGGAAACUUGGCAGUAUCUUCGACUGAAGAAAACACCCUUUCCCUUGGUCACCACCCCACCGUCCCCUCUCAUGACUUUGCCACCUUUGGAAUUGACCUUAGUUCUUUCGUCGGAGUUGGCGAAGUUACCGGAGUAAGUGCAGCUAGCGGAAUUACCGGAGUAGGUGAAGUUAGUGGAGUCGGUGGAGUCAGUGGACGAGUUAGAGGAGCUAGCGGAGUCAGUGGAAUUGGUGAAGCUAGCAGAAUUACCGGAGUUAGUGAAGUCAGUGAAGUUAGUAGAGUUAGCGGAGUUAGUGGAGCUAGCGGAUUUAGUGGAGCUAGCGGAGUUGGUGGAGCUAGCGGAGUUAAUGGAGCUAGCAGAGUCAGUGGAGCUAGCAGAGUCAGUGGAGCUAGCGGAGUUAGUGGAGCUAGCGGAGUCAGUGGAGCUAGCGGAGGUAAUGGAGUUAGCGGGGUCAGUGGAGCUAGCGGAUUUAGUGGAGCUAGCGGAGUCAGUGGAGCUAGCGGAGUCAGUGGAGCUAGCGGAGUUAAUGGAGCUAGCAGAGUCAGUGGAGCUAGCGGAGUUAGUGGAGCUAGCGGAGGUAAUGGAGUUAGCGGGGUCAGUGGAGCUAGCGGAUUUAGUGGAGCUAGCGGAGUCAGUGGAGCUAGCGGAGUCAGUGGAGCUAGCGGAGUUAAUGGAGCUAGCAGAGUCAGUGGAGUUAGCGGAGUUAGUGGAGUUAGCGGAGUCAGUGGAACUAGCGGAGUCAGUGGAGCUAGCGGAGUCAAUGGAGCUAGCAGAAUCAGUGAAGCUAGCGGAGUCACUGGAGUUAGCGGAGUCAGUGGAGCUAGCGGAGUCAGUGGAGCUAGCGGAGUCGGUGGAGCUAGCGGAGUUGGUGGAGCUAGCGGAGUUGGUGGAGCUAGCGGAGUUAGUGGAGCUGGCGGAGUUAGUGGAGCUAGUGGAGUCAGUGGAGCUAGCGGAGUUACCGGAAUUGUGAAUCCGCACAGAGAGAAGAGAGCUGUUUUCCCUAGCCGAAACGGCGUCUUGGACAAAAUGUCGUAUGGUUUGAACAAGUGCACGGAUGUAGUCGUACGCUACUCGAUGAAUAAUUGGAAAAUCCUGUUAUAUUCUUGUGGGGUGGCAACGCUCGUAUGUUUUGUCCUCAUCCUACUUCUUCAGACCUUUCCUAGAGCCGCGAUUAUCCUGACAUUGGCCAACUUUGUAUUGGUUAGUGCCGCAUGCACCGCUUUUUUGAUAUACCGCACCAUUUUGGCUUGGCCGACACAUACAGUUGUGAUUAUGGGAACCAUUGCCGACCCUGUAAUCACAGAUGACACCUCAGCUGCAAAAGACCAACAUGUUGGUUAUGUUACGUUGAUCCCGCUGCACAUCCGUCUACUGAUCGGAAGUAUAGUUUGUGGCUUGUUUUCAUUAACCUUGUUGUCAAUUUUGAUCUGGAGCAGGAAAACAAUUUCUUUCCUCAUUGAUUUAAACAUUGAAGUAUCGGAGUUGCUGCAGGAGAUUCUCACCAUAUAUACCCAGCCAUUAGUAACCCUUUUAUUUCAGUUGGGUAUUUUCUUCUAUUUCGUGGCUGUCUCUUUAUAUCUUCUUACAAUUUACACCCCGAGACCAGACGCCGAUGGAAUGGUGCUUUAUGUCCCAGAGCCAGUACUACAGACUGUCGGACUGCUUAUUCUGCAUUUGAUUUUAACUUGGUGGUUCUUAUCCUUCGUGGAUGGAUGCAACCAAUGCAUCGUAUCUGGUGCCUUGAGUUGGUAUAUCUUCUAUUACGCAACUGCCAGUGACUGUUCGUUGUGUUUCCCAACAGUUAAACCUUUUGUACACACAUUGAGGAGCUCGCUGGGUUCGAUAACUCUUGGCUCCAUUAUUGAGCCGAUCACUCGCUUGCCACGCCUCGUUCUGUCUUCUUUAUCAAGCGUGGCGAAACCAGCCCAGGUUCGUCCUGCUGGACUCACUUUGGAAUACUUGUCGCAGUUGUCCUACAUUCGAAUUGGAAUGUACGGCGAAAAAUUCCUGCAGUCCGGUAAAGUUGGAUUUACCGUUCUGCAUUCGAUUGCCCCGCAGUUAAUCCCACUUUUGAGAAAGAACAGAUUCUGUCUCUACCUUGGAAAAGUUGCUGCUGGGAUCCUCACCGCAGUUGGAGCAAUCUCGCUGAUGUACUUCUACCUUGAAGUACAAAUAACCGAGAAUUAUGGCGAAGUCGUUACUUUGAUUGUGCCAGCGUGUGUCCUGGCCUAUACAGUUACUUCGUGCUUUUUCAACUUUUACAACACCGCCGCUGAAACCAUGUUCAUGUCUUAUUGCCACGAUCGGCAGAUUAACGACAACUUUCUCCGACAGCAUUACAUCAGUGAUCGGUUUGAGAAAUUCAUUCAAAAACACGAGCGAUAUUUCGCUAAAAACGACGACGACAAAAACAACGAAAACAACGAACGCCUCUUCGUCCCAGUCCACAAUAUCGAAACUACAUCAGUUCACGAUAUCGAAACCACAGUCCUUGAUAUCGAAACCCCAAAGAAGUUGAAGCGCCCACGUGCGGCGAAAGGAAAACGCACGAAAAACGAUGGCACCAAGUCCGUCAGUCCAACUGUACCGUAUACAAUGGACGACUUAAGUUUGGACGAAGUUUCCAUACCAACCAUCGAUUCGUUUGACUUCUUGUUAGACCAAGUAAAGUUUGAACGGGAGAUGUCGCCAUUAAGAAUGCGUUUGGACAUGACCCCAGCAGACGAGGACCCUUCUCGUCCGGUCACGCCCUUACCCCCUAUUAACAAACCAAAACAACCAUACGAGCCGGUGCUAGUUCCAGGCCAAAUAUUGGAGGAACCAAGCCCACCGUCUAAACCCCGGUUUAAGAAAUUGACAAAGAAAUCAACAGACAGCAGGGCAACACCGACUGCUUCUCUCGAGAGACCAGUUGCUCCUCAAGACUUAAUGAAGUAUCUUCCCCGAAGUCCUCUGUAUGACAGUCCUCCGAGACCAAAAACUGGAUACCCGCGGGCUCGACCAGCGGUUCAAUCUGUGGACGAAAUUCUUCACUACCGAGAUAAUCACAGUUCCUCCUCAAACGAGUCGGAAAUGAACUGCUCAACUCGCUUCAUUGAUACCAGAACAGUAACACCUGGGAUGUACAAGAAUCGACGUAAAAAUCUUGACCACCACGUCGAAUUCGUAAGCAUGGAGAGAUACUCUUCUGACGAUGACACUAUUGACCCAUUCAAAAAGCCCAUCCAUGACGAUUUCGCAGCUUACCACAGUGGUGGCCAACGCAUAGUUGAGCUGCCUGGGUUUAAUGCCCCCCCUUCAACGCCACGGGGACCAACAGCUAGUUUUGAGCACACGAUCUUGCGAAAUCCAUUUGAACGUUAAUUGGAUUGGCAAUAAAAAGACUUUUUUAUAUUUUGUAACACUGUAUGUUUUGCGCGCGCACUAAUACUUUUUCCAUAACCACAUAUUUUUUGUCUGCAAUAAAAUCCACACUGUGUGUGCACUU
This is a messenger RNA of Ciona intestinalis (vase tunicate), 4762 nucleotides long. The record is from RefSeq and is a predicted model, not a curated record. NCBI's taxonomy places the organism in Eukaryota, Metazoa, Chordata, Ascidiacea, Phlebobranchia, Cionidae.